This is a messenger RNA of Acanthosepion pharaonis, 1515 nucleotides long. The record is from the annotation of a GenBank genome assembly. NCBI's taxonomy places the organism in Eukaryota, Metazoa, Mollusca, Cephalopoda, Sepiida, Sepiidae.
AUGCUGACAAGAUUUUUAUCGCUGGUAACCAUUUCUAUCUAUCUAUCUAACUAUCUAUCUAUCUCAGUAUGUAUUGAUUUGGUUUGUUUUGUUUUACGGCAUAUCGACCUCAAUGGCGUAUUUAAUGUCGACAAGAUUGUUAUUGCGGGUUAUACUAUCUAUCUAUCUAUCUAUCUAUCUAUCUAUCUAUCUAUCUAUCUAUCUAUCUCAAUUGUUAUUGCGGGUUAUACUAUCUAUCUAUCUAUCUAUCUAUCUAUCUAUCUAUCUAUCUAUCUAUCUAUCUCAAUUUUUAUUGCUGGUAAUAUUUUCUAUCUAUCUAUCUAUCUACCUAUCUAUCUAUCUAUCUCAUCUCUCUUACUCCUAAUCUAUCUAUCUAUCUAUCUAUCUAUCUAUGUAUCUAAAUGUCUGUCUGUCUGUCUGUCUAUCUAUCUAUCUAUCUAUCUAUCUCAGACUCGAUCGAUCGAUCGAUAUAUCGCAGUCUUCAUCCUUUCUCUUUCUUUCUUUCUAUCUUUCUUUCUUCCUUUUUAUCACGGCCUAUUCAUAUCUAUCUAUCUAUCUAUCUAUCUAUCUAUCUAUCUAUCUAUCACAGUCUCCUUUCUUUCUUUCUUUUCUUCUUUCUUUCAUUCUUUCUUUCUUUCUUUCUUUCUUUCUAUCACGGCCUAUUCAUAUCUAUCUAUCUAUCUAUCUAUCUAUCUAUCUAUCUAUCUAUCUAUCUAUCACAGUCUCCUUUCUUUCUUUCUUUCUUUUCUUCUUUCUUUCAUUCUUUCUUUCUUUCUUUCUUUCUUUCUUUCUUUCUUUCUAUCACGGCCUAUUCAUAUCUAUCUAUCUAUCUAUCUAUCUAUCUAUCACAGUCUCCUUUCUUUUCUUUUUUUUUCUUCUUUCUUUCAUUCAUUUUUCUUUCUUUCUUUCUUUCUUUCUUUCUUUCUAUCUAUAUAUAUAUCAUCUAUCUAUCUAUCUAUAAAAAGUCUCCUUUCUUUCUUUAUUCAUCUUUUCUUUCUUUAUUUCUUUCAUCUAUCUAUCUAUUCUAUCUAUCUAUCUAUCUAUCUAUCUCUAUCUAUCUAUCUAUCACAGUCUCCUUUCUUUCUUUCUUUUCUUCGCCAGUUUUCAUUUUCUUUCUUCUUUUCUUUUUCGGCCUAUUCAUAUCUAUCUAUCUAUCUAUCUAUCUAUCUAUAUAUCUAUCUAUCACGUCUCCUUUCUCACUUUAAUUUAUCUCUUUCUAUCUCUUUCUUUCUUUCUUUCUAUCUAUCUAUUCUAUCUAUCUAUCUAUCUAUCUAUCUAUCUAUCUAUCUUCUAUUUCAGUUCCUUUCUUUCUUUCUUUCUUUUCUUCUUAGGUUUUCUUUCUUUCUUUCUUUCUUUUCUUUUUUUUUUCUAUCACGGCCUAUUCAUAUCUAUCUAUCUAUCUAUCUAUCUAUGUCUUUCUUUCCUUCUUUUCCCUAUCGCCUCCCUUUUUUAAAUGUGUCUCUAUCAGUCUUUAAAAGACUUUAUUCCUCUUAUUAUUUCUCUCCUUUCUUUUGA